Molecule: messenger RNA, 882 nt
Organism: Alternaria rosae
Lineage: Eukaryota; Fungi; Ascomycota; Dothideomycetes; Pleosporales; Pleosporaceae
Exons: 6
Coding region: 1-882 (293 amino acids)
Source: RefSeq, a predicted model, not a curated record
AUGCGCAAGGCUUGUAGCGACGACGAAAAGAGCAAGAUGAAUGAGCGUCAAGCGCCCAAUACAUCCAAAGUGCGGCUUUUAGACCUCCCUUCUGUCCCCACGUAUCCUUUUGAUCCUCUAGCCUGGCCGAUCCGUGCUCUCCUUCGCACAAACACGUAUCGGGUAGUGAGUCACCAAGUCUGGAUAACGAUACGGGGAGCGGAUGGCGGAGGAGAAACGUGGUGGAGUCGAACCUUGGAGACGUAUGAAGGCGAUCGGCCGCUAUUCAGGCCACUUAGCGUUCGCCACCAUUUUUCUCAACCGGAAGAGCGAGGAAGAACAUCGUGCAGCCCGCACGAAAAGCACGAUGGGACACACGGACACGACAGAUCGUCCACGGGAACAAAUGAUCGUCAGAGCGACCCCGACAAAGUGAGCAAGGUACUCGCAGACCACUGCAUACAUCCACCUGAGCAACACAUCGGUUCACGCACCUUUCCCUCGAUAGUCCAAAGCGCACACACGUCUGCGCCGCAUGAACUCGACCACACAGGGGGGACAAUCGACCGGAGACCAUGCGGGAUGCUGUACAGGAUAGCUUUACGGACGAACGAACAUGUCGUGGUGUACAUUCGGCAACGCAAGCCAGGCCAAAGGCGUAGAAGAAAGAGUACACAAGAUGAUAGAGCAACUAAGACCGGGGUAUUAUCGGCACUACCCGCUCACACCAUCCGACCGUCUUCCAACACAACAACACCAUCGAAUCCGACCCUCCGCCCGCUUCAUCUCACGAUGGUCGACCUUGCUGCUGCAUGGCGCAAAUUCGUCGCCCAACCACUCGACCAGCCUUCCCUGACUGAGGGGAAAGCGCCGUACUGUUUCUCGCCGGGCCGUGCACUAUGA